CAAGUGCAUGUGUCAAAAGCGAGAACUCGUAUCUUCUGCAUGUCUGACACCAAGUCCUGCUGGUGAUUGUGAGACCAUAGCCGAGUAGUAAUACAUUUCAGCUGCCCGUGUUGAAGUCGACGUGUUCGCAAAGAUGGAGGGCACCUUGAAGUUUGCCGGACGCAUGCACGUGGAAAGCGGCAAACACACCAAGCUCAAGAACAUCCCGCUGCUAAGUAGUACUACUAGCACAAACUUGAAUUAGCGGUGCUACUCUCCCACCGGCAGCGCCUCUCUGUUUGGCAGGUUUGUCGUGUUUGUUUAUGAGAUCGCUACAUUCAGUUGUAGGUAUCGUUGUUGGACUGCCAUCCCCGUACCCAUACAAUACAGUCCACUCUAGAAACAUUACCUAUGGCGACGACUUCGACCGACCCUGUGGCUGCUGCUCUAGGGACUCUUGCACUUCUCGAAGACCGCCUGCAUCGGCUGGAAUUCCUGCUCUCUGGUAAAAGCAACGAGGAAGGCCUGCCGGAACCGAUUCCUACGCCCUCUCACAACAAUGAGACGAUCCGCGCAAAGUUGGAUUCGCUAGAAGAUAGAUUGAGCAAACUGAAGAAGCUCGAUGGCACAGCUGGCGAAAUUGUCCAAAACGUAGAGCGUCUCUCAUCUACAUAUCCAGAUCUCUUCUCACCAUCAACGACUACGUCCGAGACGCCCAAAUCCGAAGACUUGAGUACCCUUGCAUCGAUUGUACUGUCCCAUGCGACCUUGUUUCCCGAAACAGCCUCGAGGCUUGCAUCUCUACAAACGCUUCAGGUGCCGUCCGCAGAACAGAGCUCAAAGCUGGCAUCACUCAUCCCAAGACUCGCUCAAUGCCAGGAAAAUGAAGAGGGCAUAGAGAAAGACAUUCGAGAACUCCGCGAGCGCAGUGCGCGAUGCUUGGAAUGGUGGGUCAAGGUUGGAGUCGUUGCAACGGGAGACUUGUAUGAGGACUGGGAGAGAAGAGUGCACGAAGUCGAAAGACGUCUCAUCCGAUCCGAGCGACGAGCAACAGAGGAACAAGGAUACACUUGAACUACCACUAUGGACAUAUCAUGCAAUUGCGAUCAAUGUACCUUGAGACGCAUGAGAGUAUACAGCUGGGAUCAUAGUCCCACUUGGCUGGAGGGUAUCUGAGGAUUGGAUUGUCGUCACCAUGAGGGCGGAAAUCCGCAAUUUGAGAUCUUGGAUCACUUGUCUGUGACAAGAUGACAAGCAUGUCGACAAGCCCGAGCUGCGAGAGUCGCAUGAUCAGACUGCGCCCUGCUCGGAGGAUUGUUCAGACGGCUCGGAGACUGGGAUCCGGAGUGAUCGACACAGGGUCCAGAAAUAGCGGCGUCUUCAAGCUGCAAAGACAACGGUCACAGUGUGCUUUGCUGGACGUUGCUUGAUGGUGGCAAGAUGCACAGACGGUGCGCAGCCAGUUGACUGUGGCUUUAAUGUUCCGAAACAUAUCUUACCAGCCACUUCGUGCCAGCCGCCGGGAAUAAGGUGGUCUGUGGUAUCGCGGGAGCACGGUUGUGGCGGUGUAAGGGGGCCAAAUGUGGAGCAGACAGCAUUGGUCGAGAACGAUGGAUCAACCAUGUCAGGGGAGUGUCGUGUCUCACCCAAUCGUCGUUGUCAACGCACACUUCGCGUUUCAUGUUGCAAGGAUUGAAGGCGGAAAAGAAGCUUCCCGAGUAGAAACCGCGUCGAAGAAUAUGUAGGAGUGGCCUCAUGGGGCUGUCGACGGCGCAAGAAACGAGAUGACGGUCUAAUCUGUUAGCGCAGGUAAUUUGAGCAAACGAUACUCUUGCAUAACCUGGCAAUUUAUCUGGCCAAACCAAGUUGCUCGUGCCACGAAGGCGCAGGUCCGUAUUGCACACGAGCGCGUGGCCUGUGCGACGGGAUCGGGGAGGAGUGUCAUUAUUGAUCGAGACACAAAUUAGGUUGGUGUGUCGGCGGUCACAUCAAUCACUUUUUCGUGAUAUGGCAAAGCAGAAGCAGAAGUAGUCGCCGUAGUAGCGAUGAAUCAAACAGAGAUACCGAUCGCGUACUAGGCACCCUGAAUCGGAAAGAGAAAUUGUAAAUCUGGAGACACAACUGAG
Messenger RNA from Exophiala dermatitidis NIH/UT8656, 2105 nucleotides. RefSeq lists its product as uncharacterized. The transcript has 2 exons. The coding region runs from base 391 to 1053 and encodes 220 amino acids. The record is from RefSeq and is a predicted model, not a curated record. NCBI's taxonomy places the organism in Eukaryota, Fungi, Ascomycota, Eurotiomycetes, Chaetothyriales, Herpotrichiellaceae.